AUGAUAAAUUUUAAAAAUAUUCCGGAAGAAGCUUUAGAUUAUAUUAAAGAGUGUGUCCCAAUAAACCUUAGCUCUUUUUUCCAUUGGGAAAAUUUUAAUCAUAAGUUCCCAAAAGUUCCUUUUGCCUCCUUCCAAAAAGCAUUUGAUAAAUUUAGAAAAGACUAUUUUAAUUCAAGUAUCUCUUUAAAAAAAAGUCAAAAAAUUAAAAAGGAGUCAAAAAGAGAAAAAGAAGGUAUUAGAGGAAGUUCUAACUCAACUUUGAAAAAAUUAAAGUCUUCAAAAGAGCUUGUCAUUUUUUCAGAUCAAAGCCCAAUGGAUAUCGAAAUCUGCCAAAAAAAAUAUACAAUUGAAGCAACUCCCACGAAGUAUGAGUUUUUUCUUAUUAACAAUUUAGAAUUAGGUUUUCCAUUAAUUUAUAAAUUUUGUUAUUCAAUGAAAUUUGUGUUUCAAAUUCCAAAAUAUGGUGUUUUGAUUAUAAAUCCAGGAAUAUACAAUGGUAAAAAAGUUGAUCCUCAACUUUUGAAAAUAAAAGGAUAUCCAGAAGAUGAAUAUUAUUUUGGUUUCAAAUACCAUAUGAUGAUUCCUCAAAAAAACCAACUUGCUAAUGUCAUGUCUCAAGAGGAUCUUUCGAAAUGGGAUGAUGGACAUAAAUAUUCAAUUUUAAAAAAAAUGGUCAUUCCGCUCGGUUUCCAUCACGUUCUCCAGUCAGAAACCGCUAACAUGCAGUUGUAUAACCAUGUUGAAAGAUUAUUAACCAACGAUACAAUCGAAUUCACAUUGUCAGUUGUAACAGUUGUUGAACCAACAUUGUAA
Molecule: messenger RNA, 813 nt
Organism: Dictyostelium purpureum
Lineage: Eukaryota; Evosea; Eumycetozoa; Dictyosteliales; Dictyosteliaceae
Exons: 2
Coding region: 1-813 (270 amino acids)
Source: RefSeq, a predicted model, not a curated record